AUGUCAGACUCUUUCUUCGGCUUUGAUACUACCCUGCCCCCAUUAAACUCUGAUCAAUUAACCGGAUUAGAAGAAAAUACUGGUGGACAAAACGACGAGACCGAGGAGGAGGACUUGGAGAGGAAAUUUAAAGAGUUCUCUCUCCUUCCAGAAGAGGAUUUUCGGGCUUUUGACGAUGAACAAAAUUUUGAUUUGAGUGCACAACUAGAAGAGACAAGGGACGAUUUCAACGACGAAACUUUUGGAAAUGUUGGUGACAUGGGUCAAGAUUUUGAUUAUAUGAAAAGUACCGCGAAAAUAGUGGAUACAAUACAAAAAGAAGAAGAAAUUUAUGUUACUCGAAGGGAAAGUAAUAAUAAUUCAGAAAAUUAUGAUGAGCAAGCCAAGCGUAGACCAUCUUAUGCCGCUUUAUGGGGAAAUGAUUCAGACGGUAUGAUUAAUGGUAAUGGAAAAGGUGUCCAUUCAAAUGAAGCAUCACCCAUAAGUCCCUCGAUAUGGGGAUCAUUUCAUUCGCCAUCAAAUCGUAAAGACAAUUCUAAUAUUUCCGGUACCUUUGAGAUACCUCAACAUUACACACCACCUCAGACAUCUCCACCUCCCGGUUUUGGACUACCAUCACAUCCUUCUAAUCGCAUGCCAAUGUCUCUUGACGAAAUUGAAGCGCAAUUAUACAGGCAAGCUGGUUUACCAGAAAAAAGGAUUUACAGUUUGGCUGAAGUCGAGGCUGCUAUAUUAGGCAUAAAUGGUCGUCCACAACAAUCACAACAAUUACCCAUUCAUCCUGCGUCGGAUGCCGUUUUUAGAGAAGAAAUUGCUUAUCUUGAACAAGAGGCAUUAAUGUAUAAGAGACGAGAAAAGCAACGAAAAUUGGUCGAAAUGUCCAGAUAUAAUGGUCUUAUGACUCAAAGCGAUAAAGACUUUAUUAAUCGAAUUCAGAUAUCUCAACUUGUGACGGAUGAUCCUUAUGCUGAUGAUUUUUACUUUCAAGUUUAUACAGCUAUAAGAAGCCGACAAGCACAGCCUCAAAUGUCUGCAUUUUCACCGCACAUGGGUGGAGCUGGAUUUAUGGGACACGAACGAGGUAGACAUCGUAGUAGGGGAUCAGAAAGUGGAUUAUUAAAAAUGCAGCAACAAGUUUUGAGGAUAGUAAACGAUGCCAGAAGAAAACCAAAGUUAACUCAGCUAUCACUUGAAGGUGCUUUAGGUAAAAUUGCACUUAAUUCCGUUCGCAAUCCCAGACAACUAUUACAAGUUUCUUCAAAACAUAAUGAUAUACACCAUCACGCGGGACCAAGUAGUGGGAUUCAUCAACCACACCAAAAAGUUCCAUCAAUUUCUUCCCAUGGUAUCGUAGAUCAUAGAAAAGUACUAAAGUCCAUUGAGAAUGUAUACACAGCCGUGCUUGCCUUAGAGGAGUUAAGAAGGAACCAACCACCAUUACCAAGGUAUGCUACUGAUCAUGAACGGGAUGUGGUCGAAAAAUGGAAUGAAGAAUAUACAGAAUUGGCAAAGACAAUGUGGGAAGAAUUAAGAGUCACAGAGAUGUUUGGUGUCAGCGUACUUUCUGUUGCAAAAGGGAAAAAGGUCAUUCCACGUGUGCUGCGACAUUGUCUUCCCGAUCAAAUCCUUACGUUAAUCACCAUGUUGGUUGCCAAUUUUGAAGCACUUGAUGUUUGCAAGGGUGCGAUCUGGGGACCUCAAGGAAUUAUUAGCCCUGUAAUGUUAGAGGAAAUUGAAUUAUUUAUGAACACUGUUGUUCCACCUCUGUUGCAAUUUGUAGCAGAGGCACCAAUGAGAAUUGUACUUGGGUUAUUUGGAUUGUUUAUUGAAAGAAAUAGCAUUGUUUGGGUAGCGAGGAGUAAGGUUGGGUUAGCUUUUCUAACGAUGUUUUUGAGCCGUACUGAAAUAUUAAAACAAGGUGGUGGUACUAUGCAAGGUUUACCUUUACCAGAAGAACGAGAAUUGUUGCACUGGCAAGAGUUAUAUAAUCGACUAUUUAAUCUUCUGCAAAAUCAUUUUUUGCCAUUGUUUCCCCCAUUUAAUAUUGGAUUAGACGAUAUGUAUGUAUGGCAAUUUCUUGCGGCGAUGGCUGUUGGUGCAUCUACUGAACAGCAACAUAUUCUAGUAACCGAAGUGAGGGAACGAGUGUUAGACACUGUAAUGCAAGCUUCAAGACUUUCAGCUGACAAAGCAUCACACAAAAUUGCCAAU
Molecule: messenger RNA, 2211 nt
Organism: Funneliformis geosporum
Lineage: Eukaryota; Fungi; Glomeromycota; Glomeromycetes; Glomerales; Glomeraceae
Source: the annotation of a GenBank genome assembly